Molecule: messenger RNA, 411 nt
Organism: Ziziphus jujuba (common jujube)
Lineage: Eukaryota; Viridiplantae; Streptophyta; Magnoliopsida; Rosales; Rhamnaceae
Product: palmitoyl-acyl carrier protein thioesterase, chloroplastic-like
Exons: 2
Coding region: 1-411 (136 amino acids)
Biological process (GO): fatty acid biosynthetic process
Molecular function (GO): acyl carrier activity; fatty acyl-[ACP] hydrolase activity
Source: RefSeq, a predicted model, not a curated record
AUGAAUAAGAAGACUAGAAAACUGUCCAAGUUCAUAGAGGAAAUCAGGGAGGAAAUGCAGGGCAUCUUUAUGGACAUUACUGAUCCAAUCAUUGGUGACGAGUAUGGCAAAAAUUUAAGGGAAUUGGAUGCUGACACAGCAGAUAUUGUCCGAACAGGUUUAGUGAGUGCUCCUGAUUCGAUAUUAGAAACUCACAAGCUCUCGGCUAUGACGUUGGAGUUCUGGAAGGAAUGUGGGAUGAAUAGUUGCCUUCAGUCUUUAUCUGCACUUGCCACAAAAGAUGAGCUUCCUCAUCGCUCUACGCAAAAUUAUAAAGGGGUUGAGCUGGAGUUGGACCACACCAUUCGUCUUGAAAAUCAACCUCAGAUAUUAUUGAAGGGGAGGACAAUUUGGCUGCCCAAAACUUUUUAG